UUGGGCACGAGAGGCUGCAAGCUAACUGCGCGCUACUGUGAUUACCGAGGUGCCAUCAGGACGUACUAAAGAGCGAUACAGUGAUUAAGUUUGUGAUCAUAUAGUGAAUCGGCUUCAAAGCACUUUUAAGUGGUUGCGCCUUAGUAAAUACAAUAAGAAGUAAUAACCAUGAGGAUUAUUGUUGAAGAGCAUCCAAACGUUCUGGACGUGUCGGAGCUGCUGCGUCCGGAGCCAAAGUUCUCCGAUAAGAAGAUUUCCAAAUUUCGGGAUUAUACAGUCGACGAGAACGAUCCGCUGAAGGAGCGGGUUCGGCGAACUUACAAGUUGAUGCACACCAACCAGACCGUAGACUUUGUGAAGGGCCGUCAUGCGGAGUGGCUCAAGUUUGAUCACUUCAAGGCCACUAUUCGGGAGGCGCUGGAGAAGCUGAACGAUCUGAUCGACGAGUCGGAUCCCGACCUGGACCUACCGAACAUCGUCCAUGCGUUCCAAACGGCGGAGCGUGCCCGCGAAGAGUUCCCCGAGCUGGACUGGCUCCAUCUAACAGGAUUGAUACACGAUCUCGGCAAAGUGAUGGCCUUUUACGGUGAACCCCAAUGGGCCGUGGUUGGCGAUACGUUUCCGGUUGGAUGUGACUGGGGACAGAGCAUCGUUUACCGGGAAGAUAGCUUCGUUGACAAUCCUGAUGGCGCAAACCCAAAGUACAACACCAAGAACGGAAUCUAUGAGCCAAACUGUGGGCUUGAGCAGCUAACCAUGUCCUGGGGACAUGACGAAUUCCUGUAUCGGGUACUGAAGCACAACAAAAGCACGUUGCCGGAACAGGCGCUUCACAUGAUCCGGUAUCACUCGUUCUAUCCGUGGCAUUCGGGAGGCGACUAUCACCAUCUGACGAACGAGAAGGACGAGCAGACCAAACAGUGGGUGCUGAUGUUCAAUCGCUAUGAUCUGUACACCAAGUCAACGAAACUACCGGACAUAGAGGCACUGUGGCCAUACUACCAAAGUUUGAUCGACAAAUACUGUCCAGGAGAGUUGGAGUUUUAGACUAGUUUCUAAGCAUUAUAUUGAGGGGAUGAUGAUCAGGAAAAAUGCAUCACCUUCACAAAUACCUAAGAACGUUUACGCUGUUGAUUUUUGGUUAAUUUAAGAAAUGCAACGCAUUAGAAGAUGUUUAAAAUUUCGGACAAUAAAAUUUUUUCUAAAAUAUCCCAGAAGUACACUA
Anopheles aquasalis is the source of this 1225-nucleotide messenger RNA. It is a transcript of the gene Miox, whose product is annotated as Myo-inositol oxygenase. The record is from RefSeq and is a predicted model, not a curated record. Lineage: Eukaryota; Metazoa; Arthropoda; Insecta; Diptera; Culicidae. Gene Ontology annotation, biological process: inositol catabolic process. Gene Ontology annotation, molecular function: iron ion binding; inositol oxygenase activity. Gene Ontology annotation, cellular component: cytoplasm.